AUGAACGGCGUCACCGAAGCCCGGCUCUUCGUCGCAUGGAAGGAGAAUAACGAGUAUUCCAUGGCCAAGGUGGAGAGCUUUUUGCUGCAGUCGCCUGAUCAUUAUUUAAAGUUCCGCAAACCUAUCCGGAAUAUUCUGGACUGGGGAAGAAGCAGCCGCCUGGGUGAAAUUAGGGGUGUCCUGGAUGUCGUCUUUGGAGGAGAUGGCGGGAAUCGGGAGGUUCAGUGGAAGUUGAGAUUCCACAAGCCUUUAUCCGAUGAUUCUCCGCCAGAUGUUUAG
Molecule: messenger RNA, 279 nt
Organism: Histoplasma mississippiense
Lineage: Eukaryota; Fungi; Ascomycota; Eurotiomycetes; Onygenales; Ajellomycetaceae
Exons: 2
Coding region: 1-279 (92 amino acids)
Source: RefSeq, a predicted model, not a curated record